This is a messenger RNA of Carica papaya (papaya), 745 nucleotides long. The record is from RefSeq and is a predicted model, not a curated record. Lineage: Eukaryota; Viridiplantae; Streptophyta; Magnoliopsida; Brassicales; Caricaceae.
UUGGUUUCUAUUCAUUCGGUCUUGGCCUGUGUGUGUGUGUAUAUAUAUAUAUGUACGCACAACGCAUACACACACGUCUGAAAGUAACAAUUUUUAUUAGCAAUACCAGAAUAAAAGCCCUUCGCCACUAUUCUCUUCCUGCAUCUUCUUCUCCUUUCUCCCUAUUUUCUUCUUUUUGUUUGAAGAUGGAGAUGAAGAUGUGGGUGGGUAUGGUGGUGAUGGUGUGCUUGUUCAAUAUUCAUAUAGAGUGUAAAUCGAUUCUAGAUAAUGCCCAAGACGCGCAGCUUUUGUGUUAUUUCAUAUUCGGAGAUUCGUUAGCAGAUAAUGGCAACAACAACAACUUAGAGACAAAAGCUAAAGUUGAUUACUUUCCUUAUGGCAUUGAUUAUUCUGAUGGUCAUAUCGGAAGAUUCACUAACGGUCGAACUAUCGUCGAUAUUAUUGCUGAACUUCUGGGUUUCAAACACCAUAUUCCAGCUUUCGCAGCAACUUUUAACACUUCGGUAGAUAUUCUCACGGGCGUUAACUAUGCAUCUGGUUCAGCCGGAAUUCUUGAAGAAACCGGCAAACAUUUGGGUACAAAUAUAGAUUUGGACAGGCAACUAGAAAACCACAAAAUCAUAGUGGAUGGGAUUACUGAGCUUCUAAAGAACCAAAAUUUAAGUCCAGCCAUGUAUCUAAACAAGUGCUUAUAUUCAGUGGGAAUGGGAAACAAUGACUACCUCAACAACUACUUCAUGCCCAA